UUAGGUCUCAAAUCCCUACUUUUCUCUAACAUUUCAUGAAAUUUCAUUGUAGUGGAUGCAAUAUUUAAGUUGUAUGUAAUGUGAACAACGCAACAGUAGUAACGAAGGCAACUUCUCCUAGCAUAGCAAUUCUCUAGUUAUAGGUAAACAUUCGCCACUAACAUUAUAGUACUUUUUACAUUUCUCCAUUUCAAAAUUUUUGUAUCACGUGAAAUUGUUCUCUAUAAAUUUUCAACAUUUUUAAUAAUUGCUCGACAUAUGCUUAUUUAAUCAUACUCCAAGUCUUUAUUAUAAAUAUGCCUGUUUAAAUCCCAUCCUCAAAUUCCUGGAUCCUUUUCUCGAAAGAAAAAAUAAUGGAAAAAAUCAUGAAAUAAAAUUUGAAAUCAUCUCAUUAAAAAAAUGACAGGAAGAAGAAAGAGGGCGAAGAAGAAAAAGAUUGAUGAAAAUGAACUUCGUAGGGAAUUAAGAAAACAAAGAAAAAGAAUGUUAGAAGACGAAGAAUUAAUUAAACCACCGGUAGAGUUACCAGAAUAUCCUGAAGAAAUAAGGAUCGGGGGCGUCGAGGGCGGCGGUACUGAAUCUACACUAGUCAUCAUCGAUGGAAAAGGAAAAGUGUUGACGGAGGUCAAAGGACCGAGCACUAAUCAUUGGGUUCUUGGAAUAGAAGAAACAAGUGCCAGAAUCAACGCUAUGGUGGAAAUAGGAAAACAGAAUAUAGAAAUGUCUGAAAUAAUUCCUUUAGAUUGCUUGGGUCUUACUCUGAGCGGAUGCGAAGAAGAAAAAACUAAUCGUAUGCUUAUGGAAACGAUGCAACAAAAAUAUCCAAAUGCUGCUAAAUCUUAUUAUAUCAAUUCAGAUACUAUGGGUAGUCUUAGAACAGCUUUAGAAAACGGUGGAAUAGUUUUAAUUGCUGGCACCGGUUCAAAUGCCUUGAUGGUCAAUUUAGAUGGAACAACGACAACAUGCGGCGGAUGGGGAUAUUUUAUAGGGGACGAAGGCAGUGCUUUCUGGAUCGCGUAUAGAGCUUGUAAAUAUGUAUUCGAUGAUAUAGAUGAUUUAGUUAAAGCACCUAAACCUAUAAAUUAUGUAUGGCCAGCUAUGAGAUAUUAUUUCAAUGCAACAGAUAGAAAAGAGAUGCUAUCACAUUUUUAUAAUGAGUUUGAUAAAACCAAUUUCGCUAAAUUUGCCAAGGAAAUUGUGAUAGGUUGUGAAAAAAAAGAUCUGCUUUGUUUACAUAUUCUCCAGGAAAAUGGAAAAUAUCUUGCAAAACACAUUAUAGCUCUCGCGAAGAAGGCCCAUAAUGACCUCAAAUUAGCUCACGGAGGAUUAAAGAUUAUUUGCGUCGGAUCAGUCUGGAAAUCAUGGAAUUUUAUGAAGGAUGCUUUUAUAGAUGAAAUCCAUGAAUCUCAAGUUUUGGAUGAAUUAACUUUGAUUCGUUUAAAAGUAACAUCUGCGUUGGGCGCUUGUUAUCUUGCAGCUGAAAAAAUCAAUUGGAUAUUCACAAAAUCCUAUGAAGAUAACAUUGAACCGUUUUAUCACUAUAAGCGCGAUAAUUAUGUAAAAUUUGACGUAACAAAAGAUUUAAUAGAAACUGAAAAUCCCCAAUACAUUCUUUGUAGCACUACGAAUAGGAAUUAUAAAUAAAAGAACAAAUAAUAACGAUGAUUAUAUUUUAUACUUACAUUUUAUAUAUAUCUCUUAGAAUAUCUCUUAGAAUAUUUUCAAUAGCAACAAAUAUAAAGAAAUU
This is a messenger RNA of Apis dorsata (giant honeybee), 1747 nucleotides long. It is a transcript of the gene Nagk, whose product is annotated as N-acetyl-D-glucosamine kinase. Bases 400 to 1644 code for a protein of 414 amino acids. The transcript has 7 exons. Gene Ontology annotation, molecular function: N-acetylglucosamine kinase activity. Lineage: Eukaryota; Metazoa; Arthropoda; Insecta; Hymenoptera; Apidae. The record is from RefSeq and is a predicted model, not a curated record.